CAUUAUUUUCCUUUGUUUUGGUUUGCAGAUGACAAAAGAAGAAAGGAAAAUGAAAAGCGGCUUUUUCUCAUUACUUAAGACUCUCUGAACUUGUCCCAACUGAAAAAGAAAGCGUGAUUUUUAUACGGUUUUAGAAAUAAGCAUGGGGAACUCUUCAAAUAAAUUUAGAAGAUAUUUACAAAAUGGUGAUGAAUAUGCAGCUCUUGAAACUUUUAAUAACUCUUUGGAAUUGCAGCAUAACUUGGAUCCUAACUCUUCGUAUGGAGAUUCAUUCAAGCACAAUACCCCUCUUCAUUUAGCAGCACAUCACGCAAUGAAACCCUUAAUUAGGAUAUUUUUGCAUCAAUUGAAAGGCAACCCAAAUAAGCAAAAUGUUGAUGGUGAAACUGCUUUGCACUUAGUGUGUCAAGGGGACUUGGCUAGAAAUUCUUCCAAUCAAGACCGGAGGGCAUCUUGUCUUAAUAUGAUUCUGCAGUGGAAAAAUUUUCCUGAUAAUGAACAAAAGAUAGAUCUUUCUUGUGUAGAUUUGGAGGGCAAUACAGCUCUACAUAAUGCAGCUGCUAAUGGUCUUCAACAAUGUGUAAAGAUGUUAGUAUCCCAUGGUGCACCCUUAUUUAUCUUAAACAAAUCAGCAGAAACAGUUUGUGAUCUGGCUGAAAAAAAUAAACAUGAAGACAUUGCUCAGUUUUUAGAAGCGAAAAUGUUAUUUUUUGAAGAAGAAACUUCAAGUACCAUCCAUCCAUCUGCUGAAGAAGUUGUUGAAGAGGAUGUACGUGGUUUGAGGGCUCAAGAUCUGCAAGAAGCAAAGGAUCAACUUUUGGUUGAAACAUCUGAUAUGUUCCAUGUGCCUUUGUUUACAGCAGAAGGUUUAUUGCGAAACCAUGAGUGGUCACGCCAAAGUUUAUUAGAUGCUUGGAUGAAGGAUCCUGUUGCUUGCUGUAAAGAAGCUGGAAUAUCUCCUCCUUCCAGUGCCCUGAAUUUUUCUUCCACUCAAGAAUCUCUAAAAAUGUGCUGUGAACAAAUUCAAAAUGAAUAUCAGAAUGGAACGUUAAAUAGUCCUGCUAGAACUGUUACCGUAAAAGAUGAAGUCAUGUGUGAUAUUUGCACUAUGUCCAUACAAGAAGAGAGUGAUUUGAUUCAAGUUCCUUGCUCCCACCAAUUUUGCAAAAAUUGUUGGAAAGUCUAUCUUACUGCAAAAAUCUUGGAUGGUGAAGCUCAUAGCAUUUUAUGUCCUGCUUUCCAAUGCCCUCAUAUGGUUCCUACAGAUGUGAUUGAAAGAUUAGUGUCUUCAGACAUGGUGAAGAGAUACUUGCAGUUUGAUAUAAAGGCAUUUGUUGAGAGUAAUCCUACAAUGAAGUGGUGUCCUUAUCCUGGUUGUGCUAGAGCUGUAAAAUUACCAGAGUUUGAAAGAGUGAAUGAAGAAAUAAUGGCUAUAUCUUUCACAAACCCACCAUCACUAUCUCAUGCUGUUGAUUGUGGUAAUAAACACUAUUUUUGCUGGUAUUUUGAAGAACCUUUUGCAAAAUCUAUUCCAGACAAAGUUACUGCUCUGACUGCCACCCUGUCCUCAUUUUCUACUUGCAGUUUUGAUAUGUCAUUCUUGGAAGAAGCUAUGUAUGAAUUAUUAAGAUCUCGUCGUAUCUUAUGUGGAGCAUAUGUUUAUGGAUUUUAUCUUGAGGAUAAUGGUUAUAACAAAACAAUAUUUGAGUAUUUGCAAAAUGACCUAGAAGAAGUGACUGAAAAGUUAUCUGACACUGUCGCACGAACAUACUUGCAAACACCCCAGUGCAAAAUUAUUCAAAUGACAGCUCAAGUGAAACGGAAAAGAUUGGACCUCCUGAAUGCUGUUCAGAAAGGACUUAUCCCCCCUGAGACUCCUCCUAGCAUGAGAAAAAAUCGCAAGCGACGUCUUCCUGGUUUAAUGGGAAUGGAUCCCAUUGAUGAUCCUCUGCUGUCUCAAGCUAUUCUUGAGUCAUUAGAUACUGUUGAUCCCAAUGACCCAUGGGUUAUUGAUCCACAAGGAAAGCACACAAAUAUAGCAGCUGUUUGUGACUGGCCAGAUGAUGAUAGUGAUGAGGAAGAAAAUCAGAAAUCAUCCGCAUCAUCUGCUUUUGGGAUAUGUUCUCGAGAAGGGUGCAGUAGAUAUCGAGCUAAGAAUUGUAGGACUGGAGAAAUACAUGAUUAUUGCUCCCUAUCUUGCAAACAUUGGGAAGAAAUAAAAUCUCCAGCAUCAAAAGCUUCAGUGGCUCAUAUCGAUCCAGCCAUGGAUUUGCUUAUUGCCCUGGAAAUAUCCAAGCUACAAAGUCAAGAAAGUAACUUGAAAACUGCUGUUGAAACUGAAAGUACCCUGUGUGUUGGUGAUAUGCUAUGUUCAAAUGCAAGUUUAGGAAAUGUGGCAGCAGAUGAAAGUAAUGAUGUUGCCAGGAGCAGUGAAGAAUUGGAACCUAUUGCUGAAAAUUCACUUCCUGAAAGUUUAACUUCUAAGAGCUCUGAUGCUUCUGAUGUCACUGACGUAAUGGAACCAAAGGAUUUAUUGCCAGAGAAACCAGAUCAUUUUCCAUUUUCAUAUUCUAAUGGGCCCCAACAAACAACUAUCAAUUUUUACCUCAAAAAUAAUUCUGAUGAAGAUACCAAAAAUGUGAACAUGAAAUCGGACAGCUCAAGUUCCAAAACUGAAAAAGAGCUUUUUGCUGUUCAAAGGACAGGUGACGUUAGUGACAUUUCUGUUGAAAAUGAUGCAUCUUAAAACAGUUGAAAAUCUUUUUAUAAAAAUGCA
Molecule: messenger RNA, 2776 nt
Organism: Uloborus diversus
Lineage: Eukaryota; Metazoa; Arthropoda; Arachnida; Araneae; Uloboridae
Product: ankyrin repeat and IBR domain-containing protein 1-like
Exons: 18
Coding region: 143-2746 (867 amino acids)
Molecular function (GO): protein binding; zinc ion binding
Source: RefSeq, a predicted model, not a curated record